GAGCCCUGGUCACUGCAGGGGUUGUCCAGCCUGGGCCUUAGCAGCAUGUGCCUGUGCUGCACAGAAGAUGAUGCCAUCCAAGUGAACCCCGAAGGGCCAAGAUGGCAGCAUCCUUCGGAAGUCACUGCAAGGCAGUCCAGAGAUAAACGCAUUGAGAAUAUGAAAAACAUAAGGAAAGAGAAGAGGAAAUUUAAUAAACGGUUUGCAAGACCUGCUCCUCUUCCAGAACCAGGACUCCUAUGGACAUAAAGCUGAAUGAAGUCUGUAUGGAAGAAAUCAUGCCAGACCAAAAUAUGUGCAUUUAUGACAUCAAGUGGCAUUUCAUAAUUUGACUUCAUUUGAAAAAUAAAGACACCUCUCUGUUGUUUCAGCAAAAUAAAAGCAGUGCAACCAUCUGACAUCCAA
This is a messenger RNA of Canis lupus familiaris (dog), 405 nucleotides long. It is a transcript of the gene CCDC179, whose product is annotated as coiled-coil domain containing 179. The transcript is spliced from 4 exons. The record is from RefSeq and is marked validated. The coding region runs from base 46 to 249 and encodes 67 amino acids. Lineage: Eukaryota; Metazoa; Chordata; Mammalia; Carnivora; Canidae.